Messenger RNA from Thelazia callipaeda (thelaziosis nematode), 1911 nucleotides. The record is from the annotation of a GenBank genome assembly. NCBI's taxonomy places the organism in Eukaryota, Metazoa, Nematoda, Chromadorea, Rhabditida, Thelaziidae.
AUGACUGAAUUAAUAGACACUGAAUCAAUAGUAGAAGAAGAUGAAGAAGAAGAAGAAGAAUCAGAAAACCAACCGUGUAUUCUUUCGAAAAAGGAAUUGAAGGAAAUAGAGAGAAAAAAAUCCAAAAACAAAAAAAAGAAGCAAUCAAGGAAAAAAAGGGUAGGAAAAAUAAGAGAAGAUGGCUUAAAUUCAGAUUCAGGUAUCGAUAAUACUGCACCAAACAGUGAUGUUGAAAAUGAAGGUAUUGAAGUGCUUUAUGUUGGGAGACCUCUGGAACUGGAUAUCACUGACCCGAACUAUCAUUAUUUUGCAAGGAUUUUUGAUAAUUUCAGGAUAAGUGAAGAUGUGAAAAAGGAGGAACCAGUUGAAAAAAUUGAGCAUGAAGUGAAGAAAGAAGAAAUACCUACAAGAGCUUCAAUCUCAGAAAAAAUUCUUCAAGAAGAAAUGAGUGAAAAAAGACGCGAGCAAGAAGAGGCAGGACAGACCCAAACAUUGAGUAAACGAAAACUUCGUUUAGCUAUGCAACCCACUAUUGCUGAAUUGAAAGAGAUAACUACGCGUCCUGAUGUUGUGGAAUGGGCUGAUGUUACAUCACGGGAUCCCCAUCUACUGGUCACUUUGAAAGCAUAUAGAAAUACAGUACCUGUGCCACGUCAUUGGAAUGCCAAGCGAAAGUAUCUAGCAGGCAAGCGGGGCUUCGAAAGACCACCAUUUGAGUUACCUGAUUUUAUAAAGAGAACAGGUAUUAUGGAAAUGCGUGAAACUAUGUGGGAAAAAGAGGGUGCACAGUCAUUAAAAUCAAAGAUGCGCGAACGUGCUAGGCCGAAACUUGGUCGUAUUGAUAUCGAUUAUCAAAAAUUGCAUGAUGCGUUUUUCAAGUGGCAAAUAAAACCUGUUAUGACUCAGAUGGGUGAACUGUAUUAUGAGGGUAAGGAACUGGAAACAGUUAUGCGUGAAAAGAAACCUGGCGAAUUAACUGAUGAUUUACGAAUCGCACUGGGAAUGCCUGUUGGACCAAAUGCACACAAGUUUCCUCCUCCUUGGUUAAUUGCAAUGCAGCGAUAUGGGCCACCGCCUUCGUAUCCGAACCUUAAAAUUCCUGGAUUAAAUUGUCCUAUUCCGGAAGGUUGUGCAUUUGGUUAUCAUGCUGGUGGAUGGGGUAAACCUCCAGUCGAUGAAAUGGGCAAACCGUUGUAUGGCGAUGUAUUCGGUCUUGAGGCUCCAAUAUUACCAGAAUUAGAUGAUGAAUCACGUAUAGAACGUAGGCAUUGGGGUGAAAUAGGUAGUGACGAGGAUUCAAGUGAAGAAAGCGAAGGAGAGGAAGAAAGGGAUGGUGGUGUAGAAGCCGGCUUCAUGACUCCGGCUGUCACAGAAGGCUUCAUAACACCAUCAGGAAUGACUUCUGGAGUUCUUACCGGUGUUGAAACACCAGACACAAUUGAAUUACGAAAAGGAAAGCGAAUGGAAGAAAGGUCUCCCAUUCCACAUAUUUUUUAUUUCGAUGCUGCUGAAUUUAAAAUUGAAAAUAGUACAACGGGUGGCGAUACUCCUGCGCCACCUCUGUAUACCGUGCUUCAAGAGCGCAGAGUUGAUCGCAUCGCAGGACAGAUGAUGGCCAGUACUCACGUAUACGACUUAUCGAGGAAAGCGGGACUCGCUCCUGCAGCACAUGGAUUAGAUGUCGGUGUAGAAGUAUCGCUUAAUCCUGAAGAUCUGGAUUUAGCUGAUCAGAAAGGAUUGGAAAAGAAAUACGAAGAACAAUUACGAAAACAAACAGGUCAACAAGAUGAUGACGAAGACUUCUCAGACAUGGUAGCAGAACAUUCCGCAAAACAAAAUCGCAAAAGAAAAGCACAAGAACAGAAAAAAGCAACAAUGCAGCAGAAGAAAUAUAAAGAUUUCAAGUUUUGA